Molecule: messenger RNA, 1895 nt
Organism: Schistosoma rodhaini
Lineage: Eukaryota; Metazoa; Platyhelminthes; Trematoda; Strigeidida; Schistosomatidae
Source: the annotation of a GenBank genome assembly
AAAAUUUGUUACCUCCGAAUACAUAAAUACAGGAAGUAAUUGUCUUAUACUAUCUCGUGAUUUCUGGAUUGCUGGCAAUGUUUCCAGCUGUUCAAGGCUAUUGAAGAGGAAGAGGGAGGUUUGAGCCAAGUCAGCAACAAGUUUCAGUUACUAUCUCUAGUUGGUAUGGCCGAUUAUUGGAAAAGCAACCCAAAAAAGUAUUGCGAAUUAUGCAAAUGUUGGAUGGCUGACAACAAAAUCAGCAUUCAAAAUCAUGAGAAUGGUAUGCGUCAUAAAGCUAGUGUAGCUAAAAAGGUUAAUGAUUUGACCCGUAGCAACAAAUGUGCUGAAAUGGAAAGGAAGAAUUUAGAGGCAUGCUUACAACAAAUAAACGAUAAUGCGCACUUAAGCAUGAUGAAAGAUCUAGAAAGAGACCCAUCAUUGGCAAAACAAUAUGGAAUCGUGCUAGCAAAGUCACCGUGUGAAGGAAAAUUGAACCAAGAGUCUUCUACUAAAACAGAGAAACCAGUUGCUGAUAAAUCUCGUCCUGAUCCACCCAGUCGUGCAAAUAUUUGGAAGGAAUCGAUUACCCCAGAUGGCAAACAUUAUUAUUGGAAUGUGGCUACUCGUGUUGCGCAGUGGACACGGCCAGAUGGCAUUAUUGAACCGGAACAACGACCAGUGAAAGAAGAAAAAACCAGACUAAAAGAAUUUGUCUUAAAUCGUCUUGUGGAGUUAAGCGAACAUGGAUCCAAAGGAGCUAAUGAGGCUGUACUACAAGUGUUUAAUGUACCUACAUCAGAUAUCGAGCCUAUCAUAGAAAAAAUAUCGGAUGGAACAUCCGAUAAAAAGCCGAAAAGUUUGGACCUCCCAACACCUGUUCAAUUCCAAGGUCCACAAAUUGAUUUACUUGGUCCGUGGGUUCCUUGUGAUGAUACCAUCGCUGACAACCAGGAUUGGGCAAAGGUGCUAUUCUGUGGACGCCGUUUUGAAUCCGAAGCUAAGGUGCUAGUUGGAGCGGUCUGGUGCGAGAAAGUGGCGUCGAGUGCAGUGUUCCGGCUGGACGUGCGGCUACUGGGCGGGCAUCGGAUGUAGGUGAGUCGGCAAUUCGCUGGAGCGCAGAUGUCGGACGUCCCGGGUGCUAGGUGUACGUCGGAUUUCAUGGUCCGGCAGAUCAACAGAGCUAUGGAGGUCAACGCGCCGCAGACUCGACAUUUCAGCGGAGAGCGUAGCACAUACUGAAGAAAAAUAAGUGGCAUGCCGAGCGAAACCAUCGCAAGAACGACUGUUAUAAAGGAGGGGAUGAGUACGGUAUGCGCUACUCAUGUCGGUAGAUAUAAGUAAUAUGUAUCAUCAAUCGAAUAAGAAAUGACUGGCUAUUACUUAAUAGCAAACUUAAUAUCAAGAAAGGCAACAUGUGACAAAAUUGUCAUCCCCUCAUAAUCGAAUAAUCAUCAAAGUUUAUAAAAUGUAAAACAAAUACCAUGGUAACCAAUGUUUACUAAUAUGGUAUUUUGUUUUUUUUCUUACCUUACGUGAAUCUUCUACAAACUGUUGCAUUUUAUUUCUUAUAGCAUUACUUAUAUCUAAAUGUUUCAAAAUUCUCUGAUUGUGACGGUCAGCUAAAAUAAGCGAGCUUUGUUUAGAUUCUGUAGCAUUGAUCUUCUCCAUAAGAGAAUUUGCAUAGAUCUAUAAAAUGAAGAGAAUUGAAUUGAAAGAUUUCAAUAAAAAGAAAGAAAUCGUAGAGAUAAACGUUUUAAACAAGCAAAUAUGGAUAGUGACUAGCAAUGGAAUCCAGCUUAAAGCGUUUCGUCUUAUUUAGGACUCAUCAGAUGGAUGCAGCUGCAGCUCAAAGUGGAUAUUCACUCUGAGACUCGAACCCAAAACCAUUUGCUUCAAACGCCAUCGCGUUAUCC